Messenger RNA from Alternaria triticimaculans, 1335 nucleotides. RefSeq lists its product as uncharacterized. The transcript has a single exon. The record is from RefSeq and is a predicted model, not a curated record. The coding region runs from base 1 to 1335 and encodes 444 amino acids. Lineage: Eukaryota; Fungi; Ascomycota; Dothideomycetes; Pleosporales; Pleosporaceae.
AUGGAGCCAGAAGCUCCAAUUCGAGGCUUGAAGAUCAUUGUCGACUUCAUGGAACAGAUUGCAAAGCCAGUGCAUUCCAGCAGCUUCAACGUAGGCGACCUUGUUGAUAUGAUAGUAGCCGAACCGACUACUGAUCAAGGCGUUCACGAGCGUUCUGAAGACCAUCUCGUGAAUACAAACUACGGAAUCUUCGUCAUAAAAUCGCGGCCAGGUAUAGUUGUUGAAAAGUUCGAGGAAUACUGUAAUGUCGCCGAAUUGGGCCGUCGCAACAAUAGAAUUCUGGACGGACUUUCGCUCAUGGGCCUCAUAGAGCGCAUGGGAGUUCUACCAUCCGACGCUGCUCCAUUUGAUCUUGCAACUCUCUCGGAAGACCACGAGCUCUAUCGCCUGAUAUAUGACCCUGUAAGAGUUGCGGAGAAUGUUGGUCGUGGUAAACCAUUCGAUCAGUGUUCUAUUGUUCAGCCUGAUUGUCAACAUCCUUGCAGGUACACCGAUCUCCUGGUUCUUAAAGGCAGGCUCGCAACUAAGGAUAUGGCAAGACUUCUUGCUACAAUUAAACUAGCGAAACAGCUCCGGACUGAGCUGCUGAAUCGGACCACAGGGCCACUCCGUGGUUACCUGCCGACUCAAAAGAUAUACCGUAGACCACAAGGUGCAUCAACCGAGUCUAAGCGCAGAGAAUACGAUGAGCUCAUGGGGUUGCUAGCAAUGCUUAAGCGCAAAGCGCGUGAGGCAACAGACCCUGCAAAUAAUCCGCCUCCGCCCGACCGGCGCGACAUCACAGCAACAAGGGUCCGAGAUCAAUUCGUCUCGAUAGGCGAUACAGCCUCCAAUGACGUAACGGGUACUGUGCAGACCUUGUCCUCGAUGACAGCACCGACUGUGGCCAAAUUCGUUGCUACGAGUAGCAUUCAUCCGGACCGUCGCCCCGCCAUGGAAGUUUCUGCGCUCAUACAAGCGAUCGAGCAAGACUCCCGCAUCGCCUGUGAGUCUGCCUCUAGGCAAAUUAUCCCUCUACAGGUUGCACGAGACAUCGUGCGAAUAGAAUGGGAAGAGAUGGCCAAUGACGCUGACCUGGUUGGUGUCAAUCUUCCUUCCAAAAAGCGGAAAUUGGACGAAGUCGAAAAACUCCAUAAGGAGGCAGAGUCACAGAGCAAGGGUCCUAUGACGGUACUCCGGGGUAUCAAACGUCUAAAACAGAAGGUGAGGGGCUCGAUAUUAUCCGACGAGGACUCGCGCACUGAAGCUAUGCGCCUUUAUUCCGAGCUUGACAAUGUCACCACGGGAAUGGAGAAGCUGCAAGCGAAAUCCACUUUGUUCCUCGAUAGGGACUAA